Messenger RNA from Erythranthe guttata (spotted monkey flower), 1407 nucleotides. NCBI's taxonomy places the organism in Eukaryota, Viridiplantae, Streptophyta, Magnoliopsida, Lamiales, Phrymaceae. The record is from RefSeq and is a predicted model, not a curated record.
AUGUGUUGUACAUCGAAUGUUGUAAUUCUAGAUAAGAGAAACAAAGCAUCACUUCAUGCGGCAAAAACUUCUAGAGUGCAAAUGGAAGAGCUUGCACAACAACAUGUGCAUAAAGCAUCAAACGGGAAUAUCAUAAUUAACGGUAGAGAUCCAAUAGUAGAUGUAGUUGAAAACACAUCUAACGCCACCAAUGGUAAGAGAAAGAGAGUGUCACUUCCUGCGCCCAAAACCACUAGAGUGCAAAUGGAAGAGCUUAUAGUGCAACUUGCGCCUAAUGCGUUAGAUGAGUCAAUAGCAGAUGUGGUUGAUAACACUUUUGAUGCGACCAACGUGGCUGAGAAACGAGGUCGCGGUCUUACUCGAGGGUUAAAUACACAAAAGUAUGUUCGCAAAUGUGGAGAGAAGCCAAAAAUUGUGAUUCCGAGAGGAGUCAACAAGCCUAUUGGGGAGCACAGCUCGAAGCACGCCACUCAAAUUGGGGUAUUGAUUAGGCUUGACGCUCCAAUGCAAGUAGCGGGUUGGGCAAAAAUUCCAGUUGAGGAAAAAGAAGAUCUUUUCAGAAAGUUGAUUUCUUAUGCUAAACAGUACUCCACGUUUCGAUCCAAUGCUCAUAAGCAUUAUCAAACGAUCAGAGAUAAAAGUGGUGUGAGACUAGCUAGACAAAGUACUUAUGAAAAACUUGCCAAUCGCCAUGACGAUUGGCUUUCGUUAUGCGAUUUCUGGGAGACAGACACAUUUAAGAAAAUUUCAGAGACUCAAUCUAACAAUAGAGAUAAGCUGAAAUAUAGUCAUAAAUUUGGGACUAAAUCUCGUGCUGCUCAUCAACAUGAGAAUAUUAGUCAUAGUCUGGAUGAUGUUGAUAUGUACACGGUUCAAUUCUACAAUGCAAAGAAUGGAUGGUCCGACAAAGAUGCCGAGGCUAAAAGUGCUCAAAUGAAAGAAUUGAAAGAACAACAACAAGCUUUGCCAGAAGGUGAACGUAUGAACGCAGAAAAGAUUUGCAUUACUUUCCUUGGAGAAAAUUCAUCAUAUGCAAAAUCAAAAGGUCUCAACAAAAAGUCAUCACGUAGUAAUGUUUCUUUACCUUAUGAAUUAUCUACUAGUGGAGCACGAUUAGAAGAAGAGUUAGCGACCACACAAGCGGAUUUGGCAAGUGCAAAAGCUGAAUUAGCUAUUCAAAAGACCACAGUAGAGGCUGUGGUGAAAUGUGUUGAGAAGAUGACCGGUAGAAUCUUUUCUGAAAUAAUUGAUACCGAAACAUUUUCUGAUUAAUACGAUCACAUGGAUACAGUUAUUGGAUUGAGGUAUAUUUAGAUUAAUUAGAUUAAUUGCUUCUAAGAGCAAUAUUUUAUUUAUGUUUUUAAGUUCAUGAACUAUUUAACACGACGGAAUGUUUAUCCCUUGAUU